AUGCUCGCGCAUGGUGCAGCAGCGCUGUGGGUGUGUGAGUGUGGCUUUCGGAACCGCGACUCCAAUGUCGUUUGUGGUGGUUUCGGCAAGCUCGGUUGCAAGAAGCCCCGGCCACAAUCACAGCAGGAGGACUUGACACAACAUCCUGGCCUGAGUUUGCAGGCAGAUGUUGUGCUUACUGAGACGCCUGCCGGUCCAGCACUAGAUGUGUCGCCACCAGAUGAUCUUGAGCUGAAGCUUCUCAGCCUUUUACAGAGAGAGCCGGAGUUGCAGCCGCCUUUGGAUGCGACAGACACGACAGACUCCCAGAUUCUUGGAAACGCCGCAGUGCAACCGCUCCCCUCCCAAAGUACACCGGAGAUGCUGGAAUGGACGUGCCAAUGUGGAUUCCGGAAUCGUGCAUCCAACGCUGUUUGUGGGGGCACUGGACGUCUGGGUUGCGGCUUGCCGGGGCCGCGAAGCUUUCAAACAGCCGGCGCGGGCUCCGGCUCGAGCCCUUCCCCGCAUCCCGCGAAGCUUCAAGUCGCUCCAGUGGUUCACGCGGAAGCCAGGACUGCCGAGGAGCCGGAGAAAGUCCUCGCUGGCUCGGGAUCGCAGACCACUGCGAUUGCCGGUGGAGCCUGGGUCUGCACCAGUUGUGGGUGGAGGAAUCAGGCCUGCAACGAUGUGUGCGGUGGUGUUGGGCGCCUGGGGUGCAAAGCUCCGCGGAGUGGACGUGCAGAGGAGCCCGACAUGAUGCCAGUGCAGGAGAAAUGGACCUGCCAAGCUUGUGGAGCCGAGAACGAGGCGGACCAAAUCACAUCCUGUUCAUCCUGCAGCAUACCACGGCGCCUGAAUGGAGUGGUGAAAUCAAUAGGAGUUGACUACGGGUUCAUCUCCUGUCCACAGACAGCAUCUGCUUUUGGACGUGAUGUGUACGUCAGCAAGCAAGUCCUUGAUGCUGCUUUUCGCAAAGGCAGAGGUGCAAGCAGUGGCAUGUCAGUGAGUUUCAUCGUUUGGCUGAACGAAAGUGGGCAGCCAAAUGCAAGUAAAGUGGUUCCUGUCGAGGGUGGCAGUGUGCACGAGGACAUGGAGUUUCAAGGCACUGUGAAGUACAUGUCAAAGGAGAAGGGCUACGGUUUCAUCGAGUGCAAGGAGACGUUCGAUCUCUUUAGCUGUGAUGUGUAUGCUGACCUCCCAGUGCUGAACGACUGCUCGCUGGGUCAGCCCGUGAAAUUCGGCAUCAGGUUGGGACAGAUUGGCGGACGUCCGCAGGUUCGCAACCUUUCAACUGCUGGCCCGCCACCUGAGCACCUACCAGCCACCUGCAGUUCUUUGGCACGGGAAGUGCUAUCCACUGCUUGGGCAGGGCCAGUUCUGCUGUUGGGCGAAGGUGACUUCACGUUUGCUGCUGCUGCGGCCACCAUCCACACGGAAUCCAAACUGGAUGCCACAGUAGUGCUGGAGGAAGAUCUGUGGCAGGAACGCUUCCCGAAUCACCACAUGGUUGUGGAUGCACUGAAGGAAUUGGGACACAGCAUUCGUUUCGGCGUGGACGCGAAACAGGUCGACUGCGCAAACUAUUCGAUGAUCGUCUUCAACUUCCCAGCAGUUUCAGCACAAGAAGUGCCCCGCGAUGAUGGUGGAAAGCUGUCUGCGAGUGGAGAACUGGCGUUGGGGUUCCUGAUGAAUGCCAGG
Messenger RNA from Symbiodinium necroappetens, 1677 nucleotides. The record is from the annotation of a GenBank genome assembly. Lineage: Eukaryota; Dinophyceae; Suessiales; Symbiodiniaceae.